UCGUUCAUCGGACAUCAUUUUGAGACACUCUGUCUAAACAGAAGUCAGCCCUGCGACUAACGUCCAGGUCGCACCAUGUUUGUAACGGAGUUCUUCGACAGUGCACUUAGAGGCAUUUCUGCUGCCGACUACAGGGUCGUUGAAGGCACCGACCCUCAAAGUGCCAUGUACCUGUGGAGGCAAAUGGACGGUUUCUUACUCGGCGACUCAUCUUUCCGUCCCCUACAAGACAGGAUUGCCAUGACCGGGAAGUUGACAGAGUUUUAUUUGUACGCCCAAAGCAUGCUUGACAUGGGAUCCACUUGGUUGGCAACAUGGGGUACUGUGCUUCAAUACCCCAGAGAUACAUGCUGCCUACCACCAUUCUCUGAUGUUCACACGUCCAACUGCCAUGGUUCAUAUGUCCCUCACAGGUUGGGUAAAGAAUGAAGCUACAGAUUACUGAGUAAGAUUACACUACAUGCGUGAGUAGAACGUCAACGUUUCCAGAAUGAUCUGACAAGAUAACAAUGAAUCUGAGGGUCACCAUGGGAAGAUCCUUUCUUUCUUUGUGCAUGUAAAUGCGUGCGUGUACACGUCGUUUCAUUCUACAUUUUUACGUGAUAAUGCAGGUAAUUGUGGUGCAUCAAUAAGGGAUCAGAAAGGAAGGGGAGUUCACGACUGCAUGCACUUUACUUUACUUUACUUUACUUUACUAAUUUAUUGACUAACUGCACUUGAUAAAAACAGCUUUCUCUGUGUGCGUGCCUGAGCGCGCUCGCUUUCAUUUGUACAUUUUGACUGAGUUCAUCGCCCAUUUUUUAAGUCAGGGAACGGUAACGGUAGCUGAGGCAGAAAGGCCGUAUUACCGAAAUGAGAGAUGGUAUCGAUACCGGAAACGGGAACGCAUACCACGGUACUCCAUUACCAGAAGCGGAAACGAAACUGACCAUCUUGUAUUGAAUUCGGGCAAGAGUUAUUCCGGUUGUGCAGUGACAUGACGGACUUUUCAUUUUAUUUCCUUUUUAUUUUGUCUCUAUUCCCAGCAAUAUAUGCUGUGAAUACCACACAAGAUUAUGGGAAGCGGGAAGAGUUUAAUUGCAAAUAAAAGCACACUUUACGUGACCCGUUAGUGAGAAUUUUGAAGAAAGUAUUCAAUAAUGAAACAGAGAAAUAGGUUGAGAAGCAUUUGUCUGCAGAAAGUAAUCGGUCAUAAGUCAACAGGAGAUAAACUAUAGUCCAGUUCAACUUAAGAAGGAAAAAAAAUGUAUUCCGGCAGCUCUCAAAAUAUUACUGCGCCGCAGAUAGGAUAGCUGGACGCAGAGUGGUCACGCUCUCUCCCUGCGCCAGAUAAUGUAAUCAAACAUACUCACUUCGCUUUCGUAUUGAUUGUUAAGACUAUGACACUACGUUGCAGCAGAAAGUGCUCUCCCCUACCGGUGGCGCAUGGAGACGCUGCAGUCCUUCUCCUAGCGUGCUAUUGCAGCUCCGUAGUUGACGGCGUACGUUGUUGACGGAGUAGAUUUCUUUUCCUUCGUAAGUUGAACACGACUAGUCCACAUGACAACACAAUAUGAACAGCUAUUAUGCAGAAAGCUUGUAGGUUCUGUUGACAUUUUUCUCUGUUGACUAUAAACAGAAAGGCAACAGCAAUCUCCGUGACUACAAUUGUUUCACGGUCUGUGUGUUUCUCUAAGAUACGAGAGUUAUUUGUGUAUUGAGAUUUAAUUGUGACUAAUUGGGCCGUUGGAGGUGAAGCCGACCCAGUCUCCGUACCUUUUACUAAUGAUUACCAGGUUCCCAGCGUGCACAGGAACCUGAACCAACCAAUACAGUUUCUCUCAUGAGUCCAAUGCCGACACAGAAGUACACAAUAGUAGGUGCAACUUGAAACCCUUUUACCUAAUUACCUGUCACUCGCUGGACGGUUUAUUUCGAUAUUUUUUCUUGGUUGCCUUAAGGCGGAUUCAUGCGACCUAGUUCACGUUCGCUUCUGAAGACAGUUGACUGCACCGUUGCAAGAUUGUUCUGUUCGCUUUCCUUUCUUCACGCGCUUUAAGGAAGAGUCUGCAUCAGCGUGCAGAGCAUGCUAGCAAACGAUAAAUCCAUUAUUUUCAUUCACAGGGAUCUGGAAAGCUGCAACCAAGCUUGUCGAAUUUUUGGGAUUGCCAUCAAUUCCCAGACUGUCACUGUAGGGAAUGACAUCAUCCUGGCCCAAAUAUCGCGGGUGGGCGUGGCUUGAUGAGCGAUUUUGUUGCAUCUCCCAUAAACUCCCAUGUAUUGAAAAUUUGACAAACACGAAUUCGCCAAAAAUCAGUGAAUCGGGCCAGGCCUUCAAAACUUCGUGAUUCCCUAGAUAAACUCGAGGAGAACACCCCUGUACCAGUUUCCUGUAGUAAUUUAGCGAGGUUUACGAGAACCGUGCGGACAAAAAUUCCCCAUAGACUUCCUUAAGAAGUGAAUCCGCCUUAAAGGAGCAGUCUAGAGGCCCAGAGCUUUUUUUCUAUUUUUGGUCAGUAUGGAAUGUUAGGCGGCCGAAAACAGUUUUCCCACAAUUAGUGCAACCGUAGCUAAAUUGGGACGCAGCAAUAGCUCCCCGAACCUCCCGCGCGCGAAACACCCUCCUUCGCCUUCACGAUAGGCACGUGAUGAGCGCCACCACACACGUCACUAUGUGACGCAAGUGGUGAGGACGCUCCUCAUUGGACUUGGGAUCACAUGAUCGAGGGGAGCAACAUCGCCCAGGCCGGAGCGUCUGCUACCGCUUGGGAGACGCCAUGCGUUCUCCGGCUUCGUGAUGUCCGAAACGGAGGGUUUGAAGGCUGUCAACGACACAACCACAAUUUUUUGGGACCGCAGGCACCGCGGGAAGAACGAGUGGUGCAGCCCGAACUUAACUGCGUUUGUACAGCAAAAACCCCGUGCUUCUCGACAGUGUGCAGCCUGUCCGACAGUUUUCACCGCGCAGUUGGUUCAGUGGCUAACAGGUGGCGCCACAAUACCGCUUCCACAAUACAGCUUCGCAAUAGCUUUCUGCUGCUGUGAAUUGAUGCGUAUACGAAGAGGGGAGUCAAGUCCUGUAGAUCACAUAAACAAAAUACAGAAGCCGACACUGAAGAUUUUUGUUUAAGUUUAAUUUGUACAAGCUUUCGCGUGGAGGUCCACGCUUCCUCAGGUACAAAGUGAA
This is a messenger RNA of Ornithodoros turicata, 3166 nucleotides long. RefSeq lists its product as uncharacterized. The coding region runs from base 76 to 429 and encodes 117 amino acids. The transcript has 3 exons. The record is from RefSeq and is a predicted model, not a curated record. Lineage: Eukaryota; Metazoa; Arthropoda; Arachnida; Ixodida; Argasidae.